Messenger RNA from Paramecium octaurelia, 1062 nucleotides. NCBI's taxonomy places the organism in Eukaryota, Ciliophora, Oligohymenophorea, Peniculida, Parameciidae. The record is from the annotation of a GenBank genome assembly.
AUGGGUGGAAUCUCAAUUAAGUACAAAAUCUAGAAGGUUUCAGAAUUUUAUAUAUCUUCAGCUUAAAAUAUCUUAUCAAUUUAGAUCAACCAAUAAUCUUCCCUAUUACUCUUAUAGAUUUAAAAUCAAAAUAUCAAAAAGUUAUCAUUGUUCUAAUUUAAAGCAAAGCAAAUUAAGCAUAUUUUGGAUAUUGGACUUAAAUUUGAAGUAAAAUGUACUUAUUUCAAAAUUGCAAAAGGAUUGUUUAUUUUCAGCUUGAAUGAAUAAAAUGAAGGGAUAUUCAUUAAAUCAUCAGAUUAACUUAAUAUUAGUAAAUAUUUAAUGAAAUUAAGAACUCCAUGUAAUUCUGAUUCUAACUCAACAAUUUAUUCAUGCUUAACAAUCAAUUAUAAUGAAGAUAUCAUUAUUUCUGGAGGAAUUGAUCAAAUAAUUAUUUGGGAAUAAAAAAAUAUAUGGAAACUGAAAUAAUUGUUAAAAGUUCAAGGAAAUGUUCACUCAAUUAACUUAAAUCCUUCAGAGACAACAUUAAUCAGUGUAGUGCAACCAUCGUACCGUUAUUUUAUCUAUUUACAUGAACUCUCAAUAGAAUAGAUUUGGACUUAGAAACAAUGCAUUGAAGUUGGCUAUGAUAUUAGAGAAAAUAUAUGUUUUAUUUAAGAUGAUGUGUUUGUGGCAAAUACUAUUGGAAAAAAGAUUGUAGAUGUACUAUUUGAAUAUUAAAACGAUGUUCUGGAGUUUUAUAAAAAAAACAAAGAUGGGAUAUUCUAAAUUCAAAAGUAAAAAUAUCAAGGAAAAGAUUGGAUUUAAACUUGUAAGCUGUAUGACAAUUAAUAUUCCAGUCGUAGAAAACUAUUAUUUUGUAAAUUGAAAUCGAUGCUUGGAGGUUUUAGCCAUCAAUGUAUUAAAUUCAUCAGAAUACAGGAUUAAGCUAAAUUUAUUUUAAUUUAAACCAUAAAAUUUGAAGAAAAGUUUAAAUCUUUGGAAUUCACUUCAGAUUUAUAAUAUGUUUUAUUAAGUUUAGGAAAUCAAAUCAAGAUAUUUGAAGUAAAUUAAAACUAAUGA